AGAGCCGGAAAAGCCAAGCGCUAGUAAUCGCAGUGCUGGCGAUUUAGCUCGUCGUUAUUAAACGAACAUGUUCGGAAUGACGACGACGCACGUUGUAAACGAUUUAUAAACGGAGCUUUGUCGUACGUUGCUGCGUCUUUAUAGGACUUGUACAGCGCCCAAUGAGUUAGGCGGACGUCAUUUGAGCCAUAGUGAAGCAUUCCGCUUAGCAUCGUUAGCAUCUUUGACAGCAACAUUGAUAGCACUUGUCGUCCAUUACGAACAGACACCGAGUGGCAGCGUUGGCUUUGUUUUUUUGCUGAAUGUGCGGGGAGGGAAGGGAGAGCGGUAGCAGCUCCAGCUAGCGGCUAGCUAUGGCGAGAGCUUCGUUCGUCGGCACCGUUCUCCUCGUCGCCUUCGCCUGCGCAAUCACAGCCGACGACGGGAAUGACAGACCAGAGCUGAAGUCCUACCACGACCCCGAAUCGGAAGAGGACGACGUCCGUUUGAACUCCAAAAGUGCGGCGCCCGCUUCUGCCGCUGCUUCUCGGAAUGUGCCAGAAGAAGAGAAGCCACCGGGAGAGCUUCUGCCGGGAGAAGAGAAGGAGGACCUGCCGGAACAUCAUGUACAUGUGGACAAACCUAAAGAAGUUCCCGUGGUGAACGGCGGCACGGCCGACGGCGAGCCGUGCGUCUUCCCCUUCCUCUUCCAAGGCGACGAGUACUCGGACUGCACCACCAACGGCCGAGGGGACGGACGACUGUGGUGCGCCACCACCUACAACUACAACCACGACAAGAAGUGGGGCUUCUGUGAGACCGAGCAUCAGGCGCAUCUGAGACUGCAGGCGGAGGAGGCCGAGGACGAGUACCAGACCUUCCUGCACAUGCUCAAUGGCACCACCAGGAGGAGCCAGAGGAAAGCGCUGUACGAAAAGUUGCUGAAGGUGGCCGAGGGAGGCCACCAGCGGGCCAUGGAGAAGGUGGCGUACGCCAUGUUGUUUGGAGACUACAUGAGUCAGAACAUCAGCCGGGCCAAGGACAUGUUUGAGAAGCUCGCCGUGGAGGGCUCCCCCAAAGCACAGACGGCGCUUGGAUUUCUGUAUGCUGCAGGACUUGGGGUGAACUCCAGUCAAGCCAAGGCUUUGGUCUACUACACCUUUGGCGCCCUGGGCGGAAACCUGAUCGCUCAUAUGAUUCUGGGCUACAGAUACUGGGGCGGUGUGGGGGUUCCCCAAAGCUGCGAGUCUGCGCUGACGCACUACAAGCUGGUGGCCAAUCAGGUGGCCAGCGACAUGUCGCUGACGGGGGGCUCGGCCGUGCAGAAAAUCCGGCUGCUGGACGAGCUGGAGAACCCGGGGUCCACCAGCGGCAUGCUGGAGGAGGACCUGAUCCAGUACUACCAGUUCCUUGCCGAGAAAGGGGACGUGCAAGCGCAGGUGGGACUGGGCCAGCUUCACCUGCACGGAGGACGUGGCGUAGAACAGAAUCACCAGAGGGCGUAUGACUAUUUCAACCAGGCCGCCGAUGCAGGAAAUACACACGCCAUGGCUUUUCUGGGCAAGAUGUACAGUGAAGGCAGCGAGUUCCUGCCUCAGAACAACGAGACGGCCCUGAAAUACUUUAAGAAGGCUUCAGACCUGGGAAACCCAGUGGGCCAGAGCGGCCUCGGGAUGGCGUACUUGUAUGGGAGAGGCGUCUCCGUGAACUACGAGCUGGCGCUGAAGUACUUCCAGAAGGCAGCCGAGCAGGGCUGGGUGGACGGGCAGCUGCAGCUGGGCACCAUGUACUACAAUGGCAUGGGCGUGAAGCGCGACUACAAGCAGGCGCUGAAGUUCUUCAACCUGGCCUCGCAGGCGGGCCACAUCCUGGCCUUCUACAACCUGGCGCAGAUGCACGCCACCGGCACCGGCGUCAUGCGCUCGUGUCACACGGCCGUGGAGCUGUUCAAGAACAUGUGCGAGCGCGGCCGCUGGUCCGAGCGUCUGCUGAGGGCGUACGGCAGCUUCAAGGAGGGCGACAGCGACGCGGCGCUGGUCCAGUACCUGCUGCUGUCCGAGCAGGGCUACGAGGUGGCCCAGAGCAACGUGGCCUUCAUUCUGGACCAGACAGAGGGCGCCAAGAUCUUCAACGAGAACGAGACGUAUCCUCGGGCUCUGCUUCACUGGACGAGAGCCGCCGCUCAAGGUUACACAGUAGCCAGGAUCAAACUGGGCGACUACCACUUUUACGGCUUCGGCACCGAUGUGGACUACGAGACUGCCAUCAUCCACUACCGGCUGGCUUCGGAGCAGCAGAACAGCGCUCAGGCCAUGUUCAACCUAGGUUACAUGCACGAGAAGGGACUGGGAAUCAAACAGGACAUCCACCUGGCCAAGCGCUUCUACGACAUGGCGGCAGAAGCCAGUCCUGAUGCCCAGGUGCCGGUCUUCCUGGCUCUGUGCAAGCUCGGCCUGGUCUACGCCCUGCAGUACAUGCAGGACCUCAAUCUGAGGGAGCUGGUCUCUCAGGUGGACCUGGACCAGGUCUUGGGCCCCGAGUGGGACCUCUACCUCAUGACGGUCAUCGCCCUGCUGCUCGGCACCGUCAUCGCCUACCGUCAGCGCCAGCACCAGAUCAUGAUGCCGCCGCCCCCCCCCGCUCCACCCCCGGCCGCCGCUGCCGCCGCCGCCGAAACCCCGCAGGAGCAACCGCAAGCCCCAGCCGAGGAAGAGGAGCAGCAGCAAUGAGAACAGGAGGAAUCGGACGAGCACUCUCUGGACCGAGUAGCUCGGGCCUGCUGGCUCGAUGCGACCGCGCUCGGGCUCGCUUUGGAAGACUCAAAAUGGCUGCCGGUCUGUGCAGUUUCUUCAUUGGAGAACACAGAUGUGGGACUCCUGUGACUCGGGAGAGAAAGACGCGCUGGACUCCAAAUGAUCAAAGAAAAUAAUAACACUCUUCUAUUUUCAAAUUCAUCGGGAAGAUAGGUUUUUCCAUAGUUCCACCCCCCCCCCCCCCAUUUUCAGACAAAUUUUUCAAUAGGCAUUAAGUCGUUCCAGAAAGUGUAAUGCUAAACAAACCUUAAUUUAUGCAACAGCUGGACUGAGAUAUUCCAGACUUUUUUUUUUUUUUUUUUUUUUUUUUUUUUUUGCCUCAUUAUUUGACUUUAAUUGCUCAUGUUGUUUGUUGUUUUUCUUUUUUUAAAUUUGCUUUCCGUACCACUGGAACCGUCAAGAAACUUGUUCAACCAAAACAAAUUUCAGGUUUUUUUUUUCUUUCCACAUGCAUGACAUCGUCACAUUAAAAAAAAAAAUG
Messenger RNA from Phycodurus eques (leafy seadragon), 3273 nucleotides. RefSeq names its product SEL1L adaptor subunit of SYVN1 ubiquitin ligase (gene sel1l). The record is from RefSeq and is a predicted model, not a curated record. Gene Ontology annotation, cellular component: endoplasmic reticulum membrane. Gene Ontology annotation, biological process: ERAD pathway. Gene Ontology annotation, molecular function: protein binding. The coding region runs from base 354 to 2708 and encodes 784 amino acids. NCBI's taxonomy places the organism in Eukaryota, Metazoa, Chordata, Actinopteri, Syngnathiformes, Syngnathidae. The transcript has 21 exons.